UUCUCUUUCCCACCACAAAAUCCACUUUGGACUCCCAAAAAAAAUGUUAACCCAAGAGGAGUAAAGAAAAUGCAUCUAGCAGCAGCCCUCCCUAACAAGAAAAGCACAAAUCCAUACGCCCAAAUCCUUCCAUCCCUCACCUCAAGACCUCACCGGCCGGCCGCCCUGCUCAAAAGAUGAACACUCGCCAACAUAUAAAGCAGCACCGCAUCCACCAGCUGCAGCUCCAGUGAUCUAUCCGAUCCCCUCUAUAUCUACGCGUCUCCAAUCCCUGAUCUCCUUCCACCUCGCAACUGCCACCGGAUCUUUAGCACGCACUGCCGUUGCUGCAACAAAUCGGUCUUGGCAGCUAGCUAAUUGAUCAGCUUAUUAGGUUAAAGGCGGCCGGCCCAGCUCGAGAUGAGGGCCGGGGGGUGCACGGUGCAGCAGUCGCUGACGGCGGAGGCCGCGGCGGUGGUGAAGCAGGCGGUGAGCCUGGCGCGGCGGCGCGGGAACGCGCAGGUGACGCCGCUGCACGUGGCGAGCGCGAUGCUGGCGGCGCCCGCGGGGCUGCUGCGCGCGGCGUGCCUCCGCUCGCACUCCCACCCGCUCCAGUGCAAGGCGCUGGAGCUCUGCUUCAACGUCGCGCUCAACCGGCUCCCGGCCUCCGCCGCGGUCGCCUCGUCGCCGCUGCUCGGCGGCCACGGCCACGGCCACCACCACUACUACCCGCCGUCGCUGUCCAACGCGCUCGUCGCGGCGUUCAAGCGCGCGCAGGCGCACCAGCGCCGCGGCUCCGUGGACAGCCAGCAGCAGCCGGUGCUCGCGGUCAAGAUCGAGCUCGAGCAGCUCGUCGUCUCCAUCCUCGACGACCCCAGCGUCAGCCGCGUCAUGCGCGAGGCCGGCUUCUCCAGCACCCAGGUGAAGGCCAACGUGGAGCAGGCCGUGUGCAGCACCGCAACCACCGCGGCCACGGCCACCCCCAACAGCCAAAACCCUAACCCUAGCAGCACCGCCAGGACAAGCCCUGCCCACGAAGCCAAAGCCAAGCUCCCAGUCCACCAGGUGCGCGACGAUGACGUCGCGGCCAUCCUGGACUGCCUGGCCUCCCGGAGCAAGAGGAAGGUCGUCGUCGUCGCGGAGAGCGCGGCCGCGGCCGAGGCCAUGGCGCACGCGGCCGUGAACAAGAUCAAGAGAGCCGAGGCCGAGGCGAAGCACGACGCGCUGCGAGGCGCGCAGGUCGUCAGCCUCCGCGUGUCUUCGUUCCGGGACGUGCCGAGGGAGGAGGCGGAGAGGCGGCUCGGCGAGCUGCGGUGCCUCGUCAAGGGCAGGAGGCAGGUCCUGCUCGUCGUGGAGGACCUCAAGUGGGCGGCCGAGUUCUGGGCCGGCCACGUCCAGAGCGGGCGGAGAGGGUACUACUGCUCCGUCGAGCACGUCGUCACCGAGCUGCGCGCCCUGGCGUGCGGCGGCGAGCACCCCGCCGGCGGCCUCUGCUGGCUCCUCGGGUUCGGGACGUACCAGACCUACACGAAGUGCCGGGCGGGGCAGCCGUCGCUGGAGAGCCUGUGGGGGCUCCAGACGCUCACCGUCCCCGCCGGCAGCCUCGCGCUGAGCCUCACCUGCGCCUUCGACGACAGUGCUCUAGGCACGGUCAAUCAGUCCAUGAAAGCGGGCUCUGACACGGAUGGGAACGGACCGGCGUCUUGCUGGCCGCUUUUGGGCGGCAGCCAGCUGAUCUCCAGAUGCUGCGGCGAUUGCUCGGCCGCCAGGAUUGACGCGAAAGCACCAUUGCCGCGGCCGUUCGUCUCGCCGUCGUCGACCCUCCCUUCUUGGCUUCAGCAUUGCCGUGACCAGGAAGCUACACAUCUGACGGAUCUUGGCAAGACAUGGAGCUCCAUCUGCAGCAAGCCGUCGCAGCGGAUGACGCUGCACUUCUCCGCGCCGGUGUCCCCGGCCUCCUCCAUCUCUUCCUACGAGCACGGCGGCGACCACCACCUGCAGCCUCGCCGCUCGUGGCUCCUCGGCGGCCUCGACGCCACGCACCCGUGGAAGCCCAAGCGCGAGGCCAGCGGGAAGCCGGCCAGGUCCCACGACUCCGGCGCCUCGAACGGCUCCGUGGAGGUGGAGUGCCGCGCCAGGUUCAAGGAGCUCAGCGCCGAGAACCUGAAGCUGCUCUGCGCCGCGCUGGAGAAGGAGGUGCCCUGGCAGAAAGAGAUCGUCCCCGAGGUCGCGAGCACCGUGCUGCAGUGCCGGUCGGGGAUCGCGAAGCGGCGCGACAGGUCGAGGUCGGCGGACGCCAAGGAGGAGACGUGGAUGCUCUUCCUCGGAGGCGACGCCGAGGGCAAGGAGAGGGUGGCGAGGGGGAUCGCCAACCUCGUCUUCGGGUCACGCAACAACGUCGUAUCCAUCAGGCCCGGUGCCUCGUCAUCGCCGUCCGCCUCCGGCUCCUCCGAGGAGCACCGGAGUAAGCGGCCACGGACGCCUCCCGCCGGCGAGCCGGCGGCCUACCUAGAACGGCUAUACGAGGCUAUAUCCGAGAACCCGCACCGGGUCAUAUUCAUGGAGGACGUCGAGCAGGCUGGCCGGGACUGCCAGCUCGGCAUCAAGGAGGCGAUCGAGAGCGGGGUGGUGCGGAACCAUGCCGGCGACGAGGUCAGCGUCGGCGAUGCCGUCAUCAUCCUGAGCUGCGAGAGCAUCGACGACGCCAGGUCUAGAGCUUGCUCGCCGCCGAGCAAGAAGGUGAAGGUAGAGCUAGACGAGGCCAAGGAGGAGCGCACAGGCGACCAUGAACACAAGGAAGAUGGCACUUCCUCGUCGUCUCCAUCUUGCAUUGACUUGAACGUUAACGUGGAGAGUAGUGAUCAAGCGGGCGAGCACGGUUCCGGUGAUCUCUGUCUGCUCACGGCUGUCGACAGGACGCUGUUCUUCCGAAGGCAGGAGUAGUAGUGACGACAGUGUAUAUUGAAGAAUCCAUAUGUGCUUGUCAGGGGGAGCUUCUGAUUAGAACCUAGAUUAGUUGCAGGUCCUUUUGCUUAUUCUUGUUUUCUUUUCUUAGUUUAUGUUUUUUUAUCUGGUGAUCAUGGUAUUAGAGAAUUGGAUUUGGAUCAGUGGUGUAUUUGUGCUUCACUAAAGACAGAUUGGAGAUGUUGUAAAUUUUUAGGG
Messenger RNA from Panicum hallii, 3141 nucleotides. Its product is annotated as protein SMAX1-LIKE 3-like. The transcript is spliced from 3 exons. Bases 400 to 2922 code for a protein of 840 amino acids. NCBI's taxonomy places the organism in Eukaryota, Viridiplantae, Streptophyta, Magnoliopsida, Poales, Poaceae. The record is from RefSeq and is a predicted model, not a curated record.